Salvia splendens (bonfire salvia) is the source of this 1539-nucleotide messenger RNA. RefSeq names its product protein IQ-DOMAIN 14-like. The record is from RefSeq and is a predicted model, not a curated record. Lineage: Eukaryota; Viridiplantae; Streptophyta; Magnoliopsida; Lamiales; Lamiaceae. The coding region runs from base 77 to 1375 and encodes 432 amino acids. The transcript has 5 exons.
UUUCUUUUUCUCUUGAAUGAAACAUUUUAGCUCUUUUUCCUAGAGUGUUAUCAGGUUUUGCUGAAGGAUAGGAGCAAUGCAGCAGUUAAGUAAUGCUGAGAAUAUGGGGAAGAAGGGAAGCUGGUUUUCAGCAAUCAAAAGGGUUUUCACAAACAAUUCAAAGGAAAAGGGAGCCAAUAUUUCGAAGAAAUAUAUAGCUGACAAGAAGAGCAGCAGCAAGGAAAAGAAGAAGGGGAAGGGGAUUUUGAGGCGUGGAGAAACGCAGUCGUUUAUUCCCCUGUUCGGAGAGCCAAGCAGCAUCGAGAAAAUAUUAGGCGAAGCUGAUCAGCUGUUGAUUAGGCCUUCUCCGAGAGCUCCUUCUCCUAUUCCUGCUUCUCCAAAGGCUGCUUCACCCCCGGCUUUCACUUCCGAGGCAACUCAAGGCAGAGGGGAAAUCGAGCGUGUGCAGAGGCCAGAACCGACUUUGAGAGAUCAGCAGCUCUCGGCCGCCAAAAUCCAGGCAGCGUAUAGAGGUUACGUGGCAAGGGGGAGUUUUCGACCUUUUAGGGGCUUAGUGAGGCUUCAAGUAGCGGUUAAAGGACAGAAUGCGAAACAGCAGACAACGAGCGCCAUGAAACAAAUGCAGUUCCUGGUCCGGGUUCAGACACAAAUCCAGUCGCGAAGGAUCCAAGCGUUCCAGCACCACACGCGUAAGAGUGAAAAGGCCGCCCAAAAUGAAGAUUGGGAUGAUAGUAGGCUAUCGAAGGAGGAAGCUGAAGCAAGGGUGCAGAAACGAGUGGAGGCUGUCGUUAAGAGAGAGAGGGCAAUGGCCUAUGCGUACUCGAACCAGCUCCAGAAAUCUAAUCCAAAAUCAACACAAAAUUCUCCGGAAGUUCGAACGGAUGGAUUCCCGUGGUCAUGGAACUGGUUGGAACGUAAGCUACCUCGAGCUGCAAUGAGGGGCAUCUCGUUAACCCGGGCCGUUUUUGAGUUCAAGCCGAGCCCUCAGCCUCAUGGGGAUCUCAUGUUCGACAAUCACGAGUCUGCCACGCCCCGAUCAUCCAAUAGUCUCGUGAGUUGCCCUCUGUUCUCCAUUCCUAACUACAUGGCACCAACUGUCUCGGCCAAAGCCAAAUCGAGAGCGUAUAGUAAUCCGUGGGAGAGGUUCCCGGGGACUCCGGGAAGCAGCCACUCCAAGAGAAGGUUCUUGUUUCCUUUGACUCCGAAUGCUGGUUCGUGCAAGUGGAAUAAAGGGUCGUCUAGUAGGGACUCUGACUCGCGAGUGGGAACGUAUAUACGCGAGGAUGCUCGUUCCAUCGGAUAUCUCAGCGUGGAUUCGACGGUUUCUAUGCCUGCAGGUGUAGUUGGGAGAAAGCCAUUAAACAGAUAUGUGUGAUUUUUGUGUAUGUUUUUGUUGUAAGAUUAUUGAGGUUGUUCUUGUAAGUUUUAUACACCAAUACAUCCUUUAGAUCUUUAGACUAUAGGGCUGCGAUUACUUCGGUUGUUAGAGAUAACGAGGGAUAUACAUCGGUCGCAAGGGAUAACGAGUCAUAAAGAUAA